Penicillium coprophilum is the source of this 1881-nucleotide messenger RNA. RefSeq lists its product as uncharacterized. The record is from RefSeq and is a predicted model, not a curated record. The transcript has 3 exons. Lineage: Eukaryota; Fungi; Ascomycota; Eurotiomycetes; Eurotiales; Aspergillaceae. Bases 1 to 1881 code for a protein of 626 amino acids.
AUGGACCCCCCCAAACAUCAUCCACGAAGGCGUCGCAUCAAGCAGGAGCCUGCAAAGAUGAAGCAAGAUCCUACUAUUACUCCACAUGUGAUACCCAAAGCCACACAGGAGUCUGAGCAGCCUGGCAUCUCGGACAGUAUCCUUCAUCGAAUUGGAGAUGUUCCAAUCAAAGCUUCAGACGACGAUGAUGAACAAGCAAAAGAGUCGUUGAUCAAGGUUGAGAAACAUGAUCUUGAUUUGAUACAUGGUCUUGAAGACCAGAAGGUAGAUACCGAUGAUCAUCAAAAACCGUCCUCCGAGGAUAUCGAUAUGCCCUUGGCACCCAAAGUCGAUUCAAUUGAACCAUCAGUCACAGUUGGAAAGCCUGAACAUGAUUUAGCCGCUGGUUUCGAAGAUCAGAAGGCGGCUACUAAGCUCGAUCGGAAAUCAUCUUUCAACGAUACCAAGAUGCUUUUGACUCCUGAUAUCCAUCUGAUUGAAUCAUCGAUUAAGAUUGAAAAGACUGAUCCUGAUUUAGCAACUAUCAGGAACGAACAGAAGGUCCCUAUUGGAGCCAAACAAGGCCCCUCUUGCGAGGAUACCGAGAUGCCCUUGGCCCCCGAAUUCGAUCCGGAUAAGCCGAUGGUCGAGGUGAAAAAGUCUGACCCUGAUUCAGCUAGUGUUGGCAAACGAGAUCCAUCUCGCGAAGAUGUUGAGAUGCCAUUGGCCCCCAAAAUCGACGCAAAUGAAUUGACAGCCAAGCCUGAGCCCUCUGACUCUAAGCGCGGUCUCAUCCCUUUCGAUUCCCGAGGUCUUUUCAAAGAGACGCAUACUACGACCUCCGUUGAGUCUUCGGACACAAUCCCAGAAGGCCGGCUCUGCUUCUCGUGUUUCAAGACAUGGGCAAAGCCACUGAAGCCCGGGAAAAAGCUACUGGAUUGUGAGAUUAUCAAUGAAAGUGAGUCCUGCUGUGGCCGAUGUGUCCGGCAACACAUCACAUGCGUGCUACUCCCAUCUGAUCUGACAAGUGGCCUGCUACAACUGAAGAAUGAGAUGAACAAUGCUUUGUAUGUGGGGGAUGCUAUUGAAGAAAAGAGAAAUUUCUGCAAUGCGUACCAGAGUGAAUCCGGGAAAGUCGCACAAUUCCAUGCAAACAUAAUGAAAGCAAGAAAGCGAGAAUACCAGCAGAAGAACAAAGACAGGCUCAGAUCAAAACAGCGAGAAUACGACCGAAAAUACUGGCAGAGGAACAAAGACAGGCUCAGUUCAAAACAGCGAGAAUACAAGCAGAGGAACAAAGACAGGCUCAGUUCAAAACAGCGAGAAUACUGGCAGAGGAACAAAGACAGGCUCAGUUCAAAACAGCGAGAAUACUGGCAGAGGAACAAAGACAGGCUCAGUUCAAAACAGCGAGAAUACAAGCAGAGGAACAAAGACAGGCUCAGAUCAAUGAAGCGAGAAUACUGGCAGAGGAACAAAGACAGGUUCAAUUCAAAACGGCGAGAACGGCGAGAACGGCUUAAAGCAAAAAAAGGUCUGCUAGUAUCAAAUUCAAAUCCCAAGGCUAAACCGAGGGAGCCCAAGCGAGAGGGCCAGGUCAAGUUAGAGGACCGAGUCAAGCAAGAGGACCGGGUCAAGUUAGAGGACCGGGUCAAGCAAGAGGACCGGGUCAAGCGAAAGGGCCAGGUCAAGGAAGAGGACCGAGUCAAGCAAGAGGACCGGGUCAAGGAAGAGGACCGAGUCAAGCAAGAGGACCGAGUCAAGCAAGAGGACCGGGUCAAGUUAGAGGACCGGGUCAAGCGAAAGGGCCAGGUCAAGGAAGAGGACCGAGUCAAGCUAGAGGACCGAGUCAAGCAAGAGGACCGGGUUAGGCCAGAGGGCCAGGUCAAGCAAGAGGUCUAG